Molecule: messenger RNA, 4044 nt
Organism: Colossoma macropomum (tambaqui)
Lineage: Eukaryota; Metazoa; Chordata; Actinopteri; Characiformes; Serrasalmidae
Gene: ssh2a
Product: slingshot protein phosphatase 2a
Exons: 14
Coding region: 1-3603 (1200 amino acids)
Biological process (GO): actin cytoskeleton organization; protein dephosphorylation; negative regulation of actin filament polymerization
Cellular component (GO): cytoplasm
Molecular function (GO): actin binding; protein tyrosine/serine/threonine phosphatase activity
Source: RefSeq, a predicted model, not a curated record
AUGACUCUGGCUCGACUGGCCGCCUCGGAGAGCCCUGCGCCCGGACAGCUCUGCUCCUGCUGCGGGGCUAAACUCACCACAGCCCCGCUGCACAGCCACACACAGCAGCUCAUCAGCGAGAAUUUCCUCACAGUCAAAGGCGCUGCUGUCUUCUUACCACGUGGAAAUGGUUCUUCACCCUCCUCAGUGCCCCGCAUUACACAGCGGCGGAAUAAACACACAGGUGACCUCCAGCAACACCUGCAGACCAUGUUCACUCUGCUGCGGCCAGAAGACACCAUCCGCCUGGCGGUUAGGUUAGAGAGUGCCUACCCCCAGUGUACACGGUACAUGGUAGUGGUGUCCACCAAUGGCAGGCAGGACACUGAAGAGAGUGUGGUCCUUGGCAUGGACUUCACCAGCUCAGACCGCCUGUGCACCGUUGGGCUGGUUUUACCCCUGUGGAGCGACACUCUGAUUCACUUGGAUGGAGAUGGUGGCUUCAGUGUGUCCACUGCUAACAGAGUCCAUGUCUUCAAGCCUGUGUCCGUCCAGGCCAUGUGGUCAGCCCUGCAGUCUUUGCACAAAGCAUGCGAAGUAGCACGGUGUCAUAAUUACUACCCAGGCAGCCUCUUUCUGACGUGGGUAAGCUACUACCAGAGCCGCAUCUGCUCCGAGCAGCACUGCGUCAACGAGUGGAAUGCCAUGCAGGACGUGCAGUCACACCGCGCCGAUUCACCUGUGCUGUUUACCGACGUGCCAACAGAGAGAGAGCGCACGGAACGACUCAUAAAAACCCGCCUGAGAGAGAUCAUGAUGCAGAAGGACCUGGAGAACGUCACUUCUAAAGAGAUCCGCACAGAGCUGGAGAUGCAGAUGGUGUGUAACUUACGGGAGUUCAAAGAGUUCAUUGACAACGAAAUGAUAGUCAUCCUGGGCCAGAUGGACAGCCCCACAGAAAUCUUUGAUCAUGUGUUUCUGGGUUCAGAAUGGAAUGCAUCCAAUCUGGAAGAGCUCCAGAGCAGUGGGGUUCGUUACAUCCUAAAUGUGACACGAGAGAUUGAUAAUUUCUUCCCUGGUCUUUUCGAGUACCACAACAUCCGAGUGUAUGACGAGGAGGCCACCAACCUGCUGGAGUACUGGAACGAUACCUGGAAGUUCAUCUCCAAAGCCAAGAAAGCAGGGGUGAAGUGUCUGGUGCACUGUAAGAUGGGUGUGAGCCGCUCAGCCUCCACUGUGAUAGCGUACGCAAUGAAGGAAUACGGCUGGGAUCUGGACCGAGCCUUUGAACAUGUAAAAGAGCGACGUUCAGUCACUAAACCCAACCCCUCUUUCAUGAAGCAGCUGGAGGAGUAUCAGGGCAUCCUGCUGGCCAGCAAACAGCGGCACAACAAGCUGUGGCGGUCUCACUCUGACAGCGACUUGUCCGAGCAGCAGGAACCUCUGUGUAAAAGUCCACGCACGCUGGGCCGUUCUGACCCCCACAAUCACCACCACCACCUCAAAAACAGCAGCCCCCCAUCUAUCCAGAACAUGCUCGGUAUGGCUGUACUGCAGACUCUCAACGGGCCACGGCCCAGCGCAGACGACCCACACUCCAACUCCUCUGCCAUCUCCAGUGGUCCAUGUCAGUCUAAAGUGGAAAACCUCCAUUCUGAGCAGAGGCACGAGGACCCCUUGCUGCCUCCUCUGCCUCGGCCACGGGCAGCCACCGUGGUGCCUGAACAAAACAUAGCAGAGAGCAGCGGUCUGAAAGUAGCAGUGACUGUGCCUAUCGCUCGCCCUCACCCUCCUCCCUCUCUCCAUAUUCUCACUCCCUCUGUCACUCCUUCUCCACACACCCCCAAGCAGCCCCACGCUGUGUCAGAGCCAAAAACAGACUCUGUUGAGCCGUCCCUGGACAUGCCUGUUCAAAAUGACUCUUGUCAAACCUCCCAGUCUUCUGGGACUCCGAGCUUGGCACUAUAUCUGGAUACUGUGAGGACUGUGAGCACUACUAGUGAAGCGGAAGGCAAUUUAGCAUCUCCAGGGACGCCUAUGGCCAUCAGCCCCUCGGGGGCUCCUCUAGCGCUUGGACUUCCUUCUAACAGUGACUCACAGAGCUCCAGCAGUGGAGCUGAGCCUGCUCAGAGGACAGCUAGUUCAGUGAACCCUGCCUUCUCCAGUCUCAGCACUGAUAGCAUCGACUUCUUCAGCGCCAGAGAAAAGUUCCUGGGGCUGUCUCAGGAUGGCCAGACUCGCCAGCUUUCUGAAGUGGCGGCUCCGCGCGCUGUGCACUCCCGAUGCUCCAGCCUGUGCCUGGAGGAGACCAGCUCAUCUGCAGUAGAGGAGUGUUCCUCUCCUCCAGAGAGUGCCUGUGACAACGUAGCUCUGCCCACUGCAUCAGCCCACCUUCACGACAAUGGCGUGUCCGUGCGGCACAUGGUGACCUCACUGGAGUCCAUCGCGCACACUCAAAGCCCUCAGCACCAGUCCCCACUCCAUGAGCAGGAGGAGGUGAAGAAAGAAGAGAGGACGUCGCUCCCUCCCUCCCCCUCCACACCCCCUCGUGAACAACCCAUGGGCUCCGUGCGUCGUGCCACAGAACAGCUGGAGCUGAGGCUGCGGCAGGAGCAGGAGAGUGUCCCUGUCCGCUCCCCUCUACACUCACCCUGCCCCGCUAGCCCUGAUUUGCAGCCACCUUCUGUGGACACUGAUUCUGUCCGGACUGCAGAACACAUUGAUUCCGUCCAGACCACAGAAGGACAAAUAGAAGAUGUCCGGCCGUUGGAUGACGAAGAUUCGGGGAUAAUCCCUGACCCGUGUAGUUCCUUCUCCACAUAUCAUGAAGUGAGUGCUUCAGCGGUCACUGUGAACCCCAGCUUGGAGCCUAGCUCUGCCUCUUCCUCCCUACUGUGGUUGGAGGGCAUCACUGAGCUGGAAAGUGAUGCAGAUGACCCACUCAGGCCGAAUGGGCGUCUGGCCCGCAGCAGCCAGGACCUGCAGAAGAUCCAGGAGACCCUGAGGGAGCUGCAGGCCUUUCUGUAUGAGGCUGGGGGACUGGCCAACCAGGCUGACGCUAAACAGCAGCUUGAAAGCAACCAGAGCAAGGCAGAAGCAGAGCAGCGGGCAGAGCCCAAAGCUCCAGCGGUAUGGCAGAGAGCCAUGGAGAUUGAAGCAAGGCUCAGACAGGCUGGGCUAACCCCGCCCUCACUCAUGAAGCGCUCGGCCUCCCUGGCCAAGCUGGACCAGCUGGAGCUGUCCAUGCACGACCUGAACGACUGGGACUUCCACCCUGUAGCCCUGGGCCCUGGGCCGCCCUCCUCCCUCUCUCAUUCUCCUUCGCUUGCUCACUGUCCAGACGAUGCCCAUAAGAAGCAACGUUUUCUACCUCAGAGCCCCUCCAGCCCCCCGGCUGCUGCUCACCCACUGGAGGCCAACAGAACUGAAGGCUCCACCACCUCCUCGUUCUCGCACCUGCAGCACAGACAAGGGAGCAGAGCAGAACAUGCCUCUGCUCCGCCUGCCAUCUCAGUCUGCACACGACAGCAGCAACAGCAACAUGCCAAGCCGCACCCGGCGCGGCGACUGCGCAAAGCAGCGGACAAGAAAAAGACAGUUACCGUGCUGUACAAUACUAUGUGACCCGUACUGAACUCAAUCAGGGUAGGAGUGUACCUGUGUGCCAUUGAGGCGGACUCUGGCCUGUAGAUGUCAGGAUCUGUGUGAUCCAUACCUAAGCUAAAACUGUGAGUCUAUGCUACUGUAUUUGUGUGCGAUAGUAUGAGUGUAUGAGACUGUGCCCCCGAUCCAACAGCUUUCGAGUAUCAAUGGAAAAUAAGGUGGCCUGUUUCUUAAAACAUGCACUUUACUUACUUGGUGUUUUUUUCAUUUUUAAUAUUAUUGUUUUUGUUCAUUUUUUAGUUUGUUUUUAUUUUGGAGCGUAUGUUUUGCACUGAUUUGAAGGUAGCCUGUCUGUAUGUGUGUAUGUAACUGUGCUGGCCUGGUUUUUGUUGGAGAACCAGAAUGACUGUAUUUUUUUUAAUCUUGUGGCUAUUAAAUAAAUAGAAAAUACAUACAUUUUAA